Molecule: messenger RNA, 1136 nt
Organism: Solanum stenotomum
Lineage: Eukaryota; Viridiplantae; Streptophyta; Magnoliopsida; Solanales; Solanaceae
Product: cytochrome P450 94C1-like
Exons: 1
Coding region: 1-1002 (333 amino acids)
Molecular function (GO): monooxygenase activity; oxidoreductase activity, acting on paired donors, with incorporation or reduction of molecular oxygen; heme binding
Source: RefSeq, a predicted model, not a curated record
AUGUGGACGGAGAUUUAUGGCAUUCUUGAACUAAGACGAAAUUCAAUAAGAUCAUUUGCAUUUGACGUAAUGAACACUGAAAUCCAAAAUAGACUUAUCCCAUUAUUAGCUUGUGUAGCUAAUAAUAAAGAUGAGAUUUUGGAUUUACAAGAUGUUUUUAGGAGAUUUUCUUUUGAUUGUAUUUGUAGAUUUUCCUUUGGAUUAGAUCCAAAGUGUUUGGAAUUAUCACUUCCAAUUUCACAAUUUGCUAUUUCCUUUGACUUAGCUUCACAAUUAUCAGCUAAAAGAGCUAUGCAUGUGUCUUCAAUUGUAUGGAAAAUCAAGAGAUUUUUCAACAUAGGGAGUGAAAGGAAGUUGAAAAAAGCCAUCAAAUUGAUUAACAUACUAGCACAAGAAGUCAUAAGGCAACGUCGAAAAUUAGGGUUUUCGAAUCAUAAGGAUCUUUUAUCAAGAUUCAUGCAAGGGGAUAUCGUCAAUGAGACAUACUUAAGAGAUAUUGUGAUUAGUUUCCUCUUAGCUGGACGAGACACGGUGGCAUCUGCGUCAACAAGCUUGUUUUGGCUACUCGCGGAGAAUCCACGAGUAGCUGAGAGAAUUAGAGAAGAAGCAAAUGAAGUUCUUGGACUAAAUCAAGAACUCACAAGUUGUGAGCAAUUGAGAGAUCUUCAUUAUUUGCAAGCAUGUGUUUAUGAGAGUAUGAGACUUUACCCUCCAAUCCAAUUUGAUUCCAAGUUUUGUUUGGAGGAUGAUUUUUUACCUGAUGGGACUUUUGUUAAAAAGGAAACUAGGGUUACUUAUCAUCCUUAUGCUAUGGGAAGAAUGGAAGAAUUAUGGGGUGUCGAUUGUUUAGAAUUCAAGCCAGAGAGAUGGAUUAAUAAAGAUGGUGUUUUUUGUCAAGAAAACCCUUAUAAGUAUCCAGUUUUUCAAGCUGGGGUAAGGGUUUGUUUGGGUAAAGAAAUGGCUCUUGUUGAGCUUAAAAGUAUGGCUCUUUCAUUCCUCUAACGAUUUCACGUCGAAUUAGCUCAUCCAUCACACCACAUCCCUCGAUUCUUUCCUGGUCUGACCGCCUCGUUUCGUGGCGGUUUGCCAGUAUUUGUAAGGGAAAUUAAGAGUACUACUUAAUCUUGAAAUUAAAC